This is a messenger RNA of Styela clava, 2752 nucleotides long. The record is from RefSeq and is a predicted model, not a curated record. NCBI's taxonomy places the organism in Eukaryota, Metazoa, Chordata, Ascidiacea, Stolidobranchia, Styelidae.
UCUAAUCUUCGCUGUUCGAAAAUUUACUUUCAUCGAAGCAAAGUUGACGAAAUUCUUGGAUUCGAAAUGAAGAUUCCGAUUCGACACAGUUUCAUCGGACUCAUACUGUUGAUGGAAGCUUGUUUAUUGAUUAAAGGAGAGGAAUGCUGGAUUCCUAUGAUUUGCGACGAUCAACCUACUUGGAGAGAACUUACGGAAGGACAGUGCACAAAAGAAGAAGAGAAAGCUUUGGAAGCUUUAACGGAACGAUUAGACGGAAUGAAAAGUGAGCUCAAUCAAUUAGAAAAGGUGUUGGAAGAAUCAGAGACGAACUCAGUGCAGCCCUCUGUUGUAGGAGUCAAAGAAAUGACCAAUCCCCAGGGUAACAAAGUCAAGAACACGACGCGCUCUUCAACCGUCCCUGCUACAUCCCCGUGGUCAACUAAGGAAGCCUUUCUGUCUACUGUGCUCCCACAAACUACAAAAGUCGAACAGAGUACAGUUACAGUACGUACCUGCCCAGUACCUGAAGCUCUAGAAAACGGGAUUGUGGACACUACGACCGCACCUGACUUAGAGUUUGGUCAAACAAUCGAAUAUUCAUGCAAUGCUGGAUACGUUCUUCAAGGAUCAAACAUGGGAAAAUGCGGAGAAAAUGGAACCUGGGGGGAAGUGCCCACCUGCGUAGUCGAUCUUACUUGUGAUUUUGAGUCUUCAACCAACCCUACAUGCGGCUACAUGAGAUUUAAUGGAACAUUUGAAAGGACUAAGGACAUUACAGGUUAUGUUCUUGCUGGUAACGGUACAAUCAGAUCCUUACCCAAGGCUUUGGCUGGCAAUGAGGAACUAUGCAUGAGUGUCGACCUAAAAGGGACAUCUGAUGGAGAACUGGUGGCCAAGGCUCACAAUGGAACUGUAACGAAAGCAAUCUGGCCGUUUUCUGCCUCGACUACCUGGAAAACAGAGAAAUUCGUUUUAAAGAAAGCAAACUCUACAGAUACCGAGGUCCAACUUGAGCUUGAGGCAUCCGGGAAUGUAGAGUUAGACAACAUAACCACAUUGAACUCUUCCGAAUGUUAUGGUCUAGCUACACCAUGUGCUAAGCGAAAUCUUGAGAACGGAAAAAUUUUUCCUGAGCAGGAAUUGUACAGUGAGGAUCAGAAGGUCAGUUACUCUUGCAGCAAUGGUUACAUUUUGGAAGGGAGACAGACGGGAACAUGCAAAGCUGAUGGUUCAUGGUCCACAACACCAGCAUGCACUCUUAUACAAUGUGUGAAGCAAAAUCUUGAGAAGGGAACAAUUUCUCCCGAGCAGGAAUUGUACAAUCAAGAUCAGGAGGUCAGUUACUCUUGCAACUAUGGUUACACUUUGGAAGGGGGACAGACGGGAACAUGCAAAGCUGACGGUUCAUGGUCCAAAACACCAGUGUGCACUCCUACACAGUGUACGAAGCGAAAUCUUGAGAAGGGAACAAUUUCUCCUGAGCAAGACUUGUACAGUCAGGAUCAGGAGGUCAGUUACUCUUGCAACUAUGGUUACACUUUGGAAGGGGGACAAACGGGAAUUUGUAAAGCUGACGGUUCAUGGUCCACAACACCAGCGUGCACUAUAGCUAUACAAUGUGUGAAGCGAAAUCUGGAAAAGGGAACAAUUUCCCCUGAGCAGGAAUUGUACAAUCAGAAUCAGGAGGUCAGUUACUCUUGCAACUAUGGUUUCACUUUGGAAGGGGGACAGACAGGAACAUGCAAAGCUGACGGUUCAUGGUCCACAACACCAGUGUGCACAAAAUGUGGCGUUGAAUAUAAUUUAAAAUGUUUUCGAGCGAUCGUUUACAAUACACAUAACGUCACGUUGAGAGUCGCUGAAACUCUUUGCAAAAACAAAUUGGCUAACAUUUAUGACGUCACACACUACAAACUGAUUCAAGAUUAUUUACGACCAAUGAUUCCUGAUGGAGAAUCACACAUUUGGGUUCGUACGGGAAUGACUUACAAGGACGGUCAGCUGUAUUCAACGACGGGCCAAGCUAUGUCUCUACCAACUGAGGUUUGGCGUAAUGGGUAUCCGUAUUCCGAUGCAUCGUACACAACUGUUGUUGUUGUUGUCAACCGAAACCCGGAUGAUCAAGGGAUUUCUAAUGUUCCUCCUUUCUAUUUAUAUCACGGAGCCAUCUGUGAAAUUGAAUUAUAACUCUGUACAUUGAAUGAUCGAUAAACAAAAACUGUAAAAUUACUUAAGUUUGAGAUUAAUUGUUAUUCACCCUAGUAGAUUUAUUAAAACUUUAACUUACUAUUUCCACAGUUGAACAAGCUUAUGCUGUUGAAUUCCCGAAUAUUCGUUAUCCAUACAUUCAGCUUAAUUUACACCCAAAUUCACUAUUUCCACGUAUCACAGUUGAACAAGCAUAUAAAGUAAAUAGAUUCUGCAUGCGGUAUAUAAACCUCAUAUCAAAUUCAUUGUUAGAUUUCUACCAAACGAACUAUUUUUCAUUUCUUAGAUGUGUCCAAAAAAAGUUUGAAUUUAUUAUUUUAACUCAAUUUGUUUCUGUCUGAAUUUGAAUAAUCUUAAAAAUUUGGCGAUUUGGUUUAUUCAAAUAUAUAUUACAUGUCCAGGAAAUUUCAAUAAAUUGGAAAAAUGGUCGAUACUCUAGGAAUAACGGCUUCGUACCUGUAACCUAUUUAGAGUCUAAAUAUCGUAAAAUUCAAAUUUUCGAAAAUUACAGGAAGAAAUUGUUUUCAGAUAUUUGUCAUUGAACUUUUUUUGGAUAAAGCUG